GCUCGGGCGCCGCGGAGAGAGGAAGGUGGUUGCUCUCGCUGUGGAAGGGCCGGCCGCCUCUUUGCCUCCGGAGGGAAAAAUGAGCCCCGUCUUGGCCUUGUGCUGCCUCCUGGGCUUGGUGUCGGCAGGGCCGGCCACUUACUUCAAGGAGGAGUUCGGGGACGGAGAUGCCUGGACAAGCCGCUGGAUAGAGUCAAAGCACAAAACAGACUACGGGAAAUUCAAACUUACUGCUGGCAAGUUCUAUGGAGAUGCAGAGAAAGACAAAGGGCUUCAGACAAGCCAGGAUGCUCGUUUUUAUGCCCUGUCUGCUAGAUUUGAGCCUUUCAGCAACAACGACAAGACUCUGGUGGUGCAGUUCACAGUAAAACAUGAACAGAACAUUGACUGUGGAGGUGGUUAUGUGAAGCUGUUCCCAUCCAGCCUGAACCAGGAAGAUAUGCAUGGGGAUUCCGAAUACAACAUCAUGUUUGGCCCUGAUAUCUGUGGCCCUGGUACCAAGAAAGUCCAUGUGAUCUUCAACUACAAAGGCAAAAAUGUCUUGAUCAAUAAGGACAUCCGUUGCAAGGAUGAUGAAUACAGCCAUCUCUAUACCCUCAUUGUGCGACCUGAUAAUACAUACGAGGUGAAGAUUGACAACAGCAAAGUGGAGUCUGGUACCUUGGAGGAUGACUGGGAUUUCCUGCCCCCCAAGAAAAUUAAGGAUCCAGAGGCAAAGAAACCAGAUGACUGGGACGAAAGGGCUAAGAUAGAUGACCCAGAAGACACAAAACCAGAGGACUGGGACAAAGCAGAGCAUAUUCCUGAUCCUGAUGCCAAGAAGCCAGAGGACUGGGAUGAAGAGAUGGAUGGGGAGUGGGAACCUCCAGUAAUCCAGAAUCCGGAGUACAAGGGAGAGUGGAAACCUCGUCAAAUUGACAACCCUAACUACAAAGGGAAAUGGAUUCAUCCUGAGAUCGAUAAUCCUGAGUAUACACCAGACACCAGUCUGUACAAGUUUGAUGACAUCAGUGUCAUCGGCUUGGACUUGUGGCAGGUGAAAUCUGGUACAAUCUUUGACAACUUCUUGAUAACCGAUGAUGAGAAACACGCUGAAGAAGUUGGCAAUGAAACCUGGGGUGCUACCAAGGAGGCUGAGAAGAAAAUGAAGGAGCAGCAGGACGAAGAGCAGCGAAAGAAACAAGAGGAGGAAGACAAGAAGAAGAAAGAGGAGGAAGGAGAAGAUGAACCUGAUGGUGAAGACAAUGAGGAGGAGGAAGAGGACGAUGAUGAAGAUGAAGAAAAGGAGGAAGAAGAGGAAACAGAAGGGCCACUGAAGGAUGAGCUGUGAUGAGGGUGCUUGUUGGCUGAGCCUCGCCCUGGGCCUGCGCCAUGCAAAUUGCUUGGUUGAACCCAACUAAGGAGAGGGAUAACAGUAAUGUCUCUAUGAGACACAAGAACUUUCUUUUUUUAUUGGUGUGUUUGUUUUGUCUUGGCCCCCUUCCCAGAUGCCAUCAGUUGUUCGUUCAUGUGUGUAGAGGGGAAAUAGAAACUGCAUCCUAAGAAGGCUAAUUGUAGGGACAGAAUCCUUUGAGAGGAGACUGUUGCCAUCAGCAUUGCAUUUUUAACAUGGCCACUCUUUCACUGACAGCUGCUGCCUCUGGUGGUCCUCCAGGAACAGCUCUCCUGUCUGAGCUUGCCUUGGCCCUCCUUUCUGCUCCUCUUUUUAAAGUGCAGGGUUUCUGUGAAUGGGGUGGGGUUGGAGACGGAGCUGCUGCUGUGCCUCAAAGAAGAAUUAAAAUCAAGACCGACAGUAUUCAGCCAUGUAGGAAGUCCUAGUGUUGAAACACCAGGAAGAGUGAACAGAACUACCCUCAAUUUUUUUUGCCCAAUCAGACAAAAUUCUUCAGUGCUUUCUUUAAAAAGCCAAGAUGUAAAGAGCAAAACUACCUUUCUGCCCUGUUUUUAUGGCUGCUCUGGAUAUUGCAUAUAACUUUCCAUGGUGAGGGAGAAGGGAGGGUUAAUAGCAGUGACAGCUGUUGAUGAGUGGAUACGCUCAGGGGCAAUAAAUGUACCAUCUUGGUGGCUGAAAAUGUCUCUAGGCAAGGAGGUGAAGAAACAGGCUGCUGGAGGGAGUAAAAUCACUUGUUCACACUUGAAUGUAUGGAAAAAAGAAUUUCUAUUAAAUUAACCUUCAUGUCUGGCCCA
Molecule: messenger RNA, 2187 nt
Organism: Eublepharis macularius
Lineage: Eukaryota; Metazoa; Chordata; Lepidosauria; Squamata; Eublepharidae
Gene: CALR
Product: calreticulin
Exons: 9
Coding region: 80-1330 (416 amino acids)
Biological process (GO): protein folding
Cellular component (GO): endoplasmic reticulum; endoplasmic reticulum membrane
Molecular function (GO): calcium ion binding
Source: RefSeq, a predicted model, not a curated record